Molecule: messenger RNA, 1035 nt
Organism: Trypanosoma cruzi
Lineage: Eukaryota; Euglenozoa; Kinetoplastea; Trypanosomatida; Trypanosomatidae
Exons: 1
Coding region: 1-1035 (344 amino acids)
Source: RefSeq, a predicted model, not a curated record
AUGACGCGUAAUAGGCUUUUUUUCUCGUUUCUUCUUCUACUCUCCUGCAGCGUACUUGUCGGCGCGAAUUCACCAGAAAAGGAGGCGGCAACGCCAAGGAAAGCAGAGGGAGGGCAGCCGCAAUUGGUCUCACCGUCUUCAUCGUCUCCAGGGGAUGAGACGGGUGUGCCGCCCAAAUUGGAACUGGGGGAACUGAGGGACAAAGCAUUGCUGGCAGCAAAGUAUGCCUUUGACAAUACGACAGGGGCGACAAUGCAAUGCAUGCAGGCCAAGGCGGAUGCCGAAGAGGCCAAGAAAUACGCCGAAGAGGCGAAAAAGCUUUUUGGUAAGAUUGGCGGGGGCUAUGUGUCAACAAGUGCUGCUCUGGCGGAUGCAGAGAAGGCUAGCAACGACGCCGACGAGGCGCUGAAAAGCUGUGUGGAGGCGGAAAAGGCUGCUGUUGAUGCUGAUACCGCGGCUUUAGCUGCUCUCCUGGAGGUGCUGCAACAUUCCAAGUUUUGGCGAAAGAACUCUGCAGAUUCGACUGACAAAUUGGCGAAUGUCAGUAAACAUUCGGCGAACGCCAAAAAUGAGGCGCAAAAGGCAGAGAUUCAGGCGGCGAAGGCGGCAGAGGCGGCGAAGAGGGCAGCGGAGACAAAAAAAAAAGCUGCAGCAGCUCUGGAUACGGUCAAGGAAGUCGUUGCGAUGGCCGAGAUGUUGAAGGAAAAGUUUUUUGAGAAUGAGAGGCUGCAAAAGGAAAAACAUAAGGCUCAAUUGGAAGCCGAAAAACGGUCCAUUCAGGAAGAGGUAGAGAAAAAGGAGGCGGAGGCCGAAAAUGCACUCAAUCGCGCUGCUGCGGCUGAGAAACGUGUCGCCGAGUUGGAACUCGCCAGGAAACGGCAGAGCACAGAGCAGGAGAGUGAAGGAAGCGGCCGUAGGCGAGUCAGACGCAGUGGGAGUGACAGCAGCAGCAACUAUGCGCCUGCAUACGCACCACCGCUACUGUUACUGCCUCUGCUUUCUUUCACACUGUUCUGUUUUGUUGCAUGGUGCUAG